Molecule: messenger RNA, 788 nt
Organism: Frankliniella occidentalis (western flower thrips)
Lineage: Eukaryota; Metazoa; Arthropoda; Insecta; Thysanoptera; Thripidae
Product: DNA endonuclease RBBP8-like
Exons: 4
Coding region: 1-288 (95 amino acids)
Biological process (GO): DNA repair
Source: RefSeq, a predicted model, not a curated record
AUGAUAGGUAAACAACUACCACAGCUGAAAGAACCAAACUACCGUUACAAAAAAGAAGCAGUGCGAGGGGCCAAAAGAAAACAGGUGCCUGGGCAUGAUUGCAAUAGAUGUGAGGAGUACUAUGUAGCUGCAAAGUUAGGAAAAAAUGCAAUUAAGAAAUGCUCCAGACACAGAGCCCAGUAUUCACCCGUGCGUUCACCAAAAGGAUUUUGGAGUCUCAAUAUGCCAUCUACACAGUGGAUAAGAGCAAAGGCUUCUGGUGAACCUGUUUCACCAUUCAAAUGGUGAAGUUGAGGUAGUCUCUUCAGAAAUCUAUAGAUUUAUUCUACCAAUAUUUUUCUUACCUGUAAGAUUUGCAUGUAGCUUUGUUUUUUUACAAAUUUGUUCAUGUGGAAUGUUAAUUCCAGAUGUUUCUGUCCUGCAACUGUGUACUUAUUAUUUCUUGCAUGUUUCAUUUUCAAUUAGAAUUAGAGCUAUCAGGCUUCUGAGAACCUUGUAUCACCAUUCAAAAAUGGUAAAGUUGAAAUGGCCUUUUCAGAUGCUAUAAAUUGAUUCUACCAAUGUUAUUCUUACCUGUAGCUUUUCAUGCAGCAUUAUUUUUUAAUUUGUCAAUAUAGAAUGUGAAUUCCAGAUGUUUUCCAUCAAUUUUAUUCAUAGAUGUUUUUAUUUUCCUAUGAUAUGUGUCCAGGUUUUAAAGCCAAUGUACCAAAUAUACCAUCUCUCCUUGUAUUUCUCUGCCGUAUAUCCGUUUUACCUUUUCCAAGUAGCCAAUGCUUCAAAUUCAUAGC